Molecule: messenger RNA, 2220 nt
Organism: Anisakis simplex (herring worm)
Lineage: Eukaryota; Metazoa; Nematoda; Chromadorea; Rhabditida; Anisakidae
Source: the annotation of a GenBank genome assembly
GACACAUACGAUGGUAGUUGUUACAUUUUCAUUGACCAAUAUGAAGACUGGGUUCUGGGUGAUGUUUUCCUUGGACAAUACUACUCGGUAUUCGAUUACGAGAACAAACGAGUUGGAUUGGCGAAAGCAACACCACAAAUGUUCUCAGCAAUCCACUUCUUCAUCGUUUUGCUUGCGUUGUCAUGUGCAACUGACGCCCUAUACAGGGUACCACUAACCAGAAGAAAACGAAUACUGAGCGCCGAUACAAAAAGGAAACCCUCGCCCAAUCGAUCCUUUCGUUUUUUCGGCGAUAAGCUCACGGAUAUGCCACGGUCGGAGUAUGAUUUGCCUCUGAACAAUCAUGGCAAUGGUUUCUACUCAGGACCAAUCACUGUGGUAUUUGAUACGGGUUCAUCGACGUUAUGGAUAGGCUGUGCGGGAUGCUCAGCUGAGGUUUGCCAGAUGCGUAACACGUUCAGUUGUUCUCGAUCUCAAACAUGCUCUCUGAACCAGUCGGAUCCUAUUAACAACCGUUACGGCAAAGGCGGAUUUUCGGGUCCCUCAGCCACAGAUGUUGUUUGUGUAACAGUGGAUGGCACAAUUGGUCUGAGUUUGGAGUCGAUAGGUUCGGAGUCUCUGCCAUCCCCGAUGUUCCAGAUUCUUCAAAAUCCUAUAUGCCAAGAGAAAAAAAUCGCAUUCUGGUUGAACAGAGAUUUAAAGGCGGAAAACGGUGGAGAGGUGACGAUAUGUGGUGUGGACAAAAAUCAUUAUCAGAUACGAAUGUUCUUUAAUACGACGCAGGUAUACGCGGAUACUCAUUUAAUGGCAGUUUCUUGUUCGAGCGUUGAUGAGCUUCCAACAUUGACAUUCUAUUUGCAUGGAAACCCCUUCAGCGUUCGUCCGGAAGUGUAUGCAUGGAAGAGGGAGACAGAUACAUGUGAGGUCUACAUAGAUAGAUACAUUGAGCAACCUCAAGCCUGGCUUCUCGGUGAUGUAUUCCUCGGAGAAUACUACUCGGUGUUUGAUUACGAAAACAGAAGAGUUGGAUUCGCAAAACCUGUAGCACAGGCAGUCGAUUAUCGUNUCCAACUCGUCCAACACAUGUUCUCAGCAAUCCACUUCUUCAUCGUUUUGCUUGCGUUGUCAUGUGCAACUGACGCCUUAUACAGGGUACAACUGACCAGAGGAAAACGAACACCGAACACCGAUACAGAAAGGAAUCCCUCGCCCAAUCGUUCAAUCCGUUACUUUUCUGAUAAUCCCACGCAUACAUCAUGGUUGGAAGAUGAACGGUAUGAUUUUCCGCUGAAUAAUCGCAUGAAUCUCGGUUACUGGGGAACAAUCACAAUUGGAAAGCCACCGAAGGAAUUCGAGGCAAGCUUUUGUCUUCAUGAGAACAAAGUGCAAUUCGAUACCGGAUCAGACCUGCUGUGGGUAAACUGUGCUGGUUGCUCGGCUGAGGAGUGUCAGAGACAUGUGACGUUCAAUUGCUCUCAAUCACGAUAUUGCUCUCUGGUCGACGCUAAACCAGAUCCCAUUGAAUACGCCAAAGGCUAUGCUUGGGGUCCUAUUGACAAGGAUUAUGUUUGUGUUUCUUACGAAGGCGUAUUUGGUUUGUCUGCGGAAGGGGAAUCGCCGGGAACGGAGUCUGCAAUGGGGCAGUUUCUUGGACAUUCUAAUUGCAAGGAUAAAAAAGUUGCGUUCUGGUUGAAUAGAGAUAUCCGGGCGAAAAGCGGCGGAGAGAUGACGAUAUGUGGUGUGGACAAAAAUCAUUAUCAGGGAGAUCUAGAAUGGCUUCCAAUCGCGUUCGGACCUCUUUGGACCGUUCGAAUGGAUUCCGUGCUUAUUGGUUCAAAUCGGAUAUCGCUAUCUCUCGGUGAAAACGAUGCAGUCAUUGACACUGGUACUUCAGACAUAUUUGCGCCUAAAGUUAUAUUUCAAAAGAUCAUAGAGAUCCUGAAUGCGAUCGGAUUAUAUUGCAAUGCUUGGGAAUGCAUUGGAUUGUUUGUUCGUUGUUCGAGCGUUGAUGAGCUUCCAACAUUGACGUUUGUUUUGGAUGGACACCAAUUCAGCAUUCCUCCGGAAGCGUAUGCGGAAUGGGACAAAUGCAACCAUGGUUGUGUGGUUCACAUAAUGCCAUAUACCCAGUGGAUUCUCGGUGAUAUUUUCCUUGGACAAUACUACUCGGUGUUCGAUUACAAGAAUAAAAGAGUUGGAUUGGCAAAGGCAACAACAUAA